UCUGGACAUAAGGAGCAUGACUUCAAAUCACAGCAGUUCACCCCAGGAUGAAUAUCUCCCUCACUACAUUCGGGAUGAAGACCCUUUCACAUCAAAGCUCUCUAAGGAAGCUGAUAUAGCAGCUGGAUUUUAUUUAACCAUCGUUGGUGUUCUCUCAACAUUGGGAAAUGGAUAUGUUAUUUUUCUAUCUGCAAGACAGAAAAAGAAGCUGAAACCUGCUGAGAUAAUGACAAUGAAUCUAGCAGUGUGCGAUUUCGGCAUUUCAGUUUCAGGAAAGCCCUUCACUAUCAUUUCCUUCUUCUCUCACCGCUGGAUUUUUGGCUGGAUUGGCUGCCGCUGGUAUGGAUGGGUUGGUUUCUUCUUUGGCUGUGGGAGCCUUAUCACCAUGAUGACUGUCAGUCUGGAUAGAUACCUGAAAAUCUGUCACUUAUCUUAUGGUACCUGGCUGAAGAGGCAUCAUGCCUUUAUGUGUCUGGUGGCAAUCUGGGCCUACGCUUCUUUCUGGGCCACCAUGCCGUUAACUGGAGUGGGAAACUAUGCUCCUGAGCCCUUUGGGACAUCGUGCACGCUGGAUUGGUGGCUGGCGCAGUCUUCAGUGGCGGGGCAGGCUUUUAUUCUGAAUAUUCUUUUCUUCUGCCUUGUGUUCCCAACCGCAGUGAUUGUGUUCUCCUAUGUUAAGAUCAUUUUAAAAGUUAAGUCUUCCUCCAAAGAAGUAGCUCAUUUUGACACUAGGAUACAAAACAGCCAUCAACUGGAAAUGAAGCUAACCAAGGUGGCAGUGUUGAUCUGUGCAGGAUUUCUGAUUGCCUGGAUUCCCUACGCUGUGGUAUCUGUGUGGUCAGCUUUUGGACACCCAGACUCCGUUCCCAUUCCGCUUUCGGUGGUACCGACCUUGUUUGCAAAAUCAGCAGCUAUGUACAACCCAAUUAUUUACCAGGUCAUUAAUUGUAAAUCUGCCUGUUGUCGGGCACGUGGCUCAAAGGCCCUGCAGAAGAAGAGCACCUUGCAGAAUACCAGGCAGUUUUUCAGAUUACACUACACUGUUUACAAUGGUGCCAAAUUUGCAGUAUUUACAGUUCAGGCUGAGACAAAACUUCGCAAUUACUGCCGUAACCUCUAA
Messenger RNA from Gavialis gangeticus (Gharial), 1120 nucleotides. RefSeq names its product opsin 5 (gene OPN5). The transcript has 6 exons. Gene Ontology annotation, biological process: visual perception; G protein-coupled receptor signaling pathway. Gene Ontology annotation, cellular component: membrane. Lineage: Eukaryota; Metazoa; Chordata; Crocodylia; Gavialidae. Gene Ontology annotation, molecular function: G protein-coupled receptor activity. The coding region runs from base 17 to 1120 and encodes 367 amino acids. The record is from RefSeq and is a predicted model, not a curated record.